Messenger RNA from Striga asiatica, 801 nucleotides. The record is from the annotation of a GenBank genome assembly. Lineage: Eukaryota; Viridiplantae; Streptophyta; Magnoliopsida; Lamiales; Orobanchaceae.
AUGUUCCUAUUCCUUCACAGGCGCAAGCUUCUGUAUUUCUCGUUCAAUCCACGAAACCACGAUCGAAGUAAACUCCAAAGAGGAAGAAGUCGUAAUCGCCCUCGGAAGCAACGUUGGCAACCAGAUUCGAAACUUCGAACACGCCUUACAGCGCAUGAGAAAAUCCGGCAUCCAAAUAACUCGACACGCCUGUUUAUACGAGAGACAGAGCCCGCCUACGUAAUCCACCAACCCCAUUUCCUCAACUCCGCCGUUCGUGCCAACACAAAGCUCGGCCCGCUAAAGCUCUUACAAACCCUCAAAGACAUCGAACGAGACAUGGGCCAGACAGCUGGCAUCAGCCCAUUGACUGAUGUAUUGGUCCACGACACUGAGAAUGAUGACGUGGCACGAUUUUGGCACGACUCGUCGGGUUUUUUAGGCGGGAUUUUCGAGGCGUGGGAAAAAUGGGGCCCACGCGGAAUAAUGAGGAGGGUUUUGCCAGUCUCGAGUGGAUUAUGGGAUUGGUCUGAAAAAACAUGGGUUAUGGGUGACAGCUUUAGCGACGGGGGCAAAUUCGUCGACGUGAAAUCGGUCGUCGAUCGAGCGAAAUCAAUUUUGGCUGACGGUGCAGAUAUAAUCGAUAUAGGCGCGCAGUCAACUCGGCCAAUGGCGGAAAAGCUCUCUCCCAAGCAGGAACUAAGUCGACUCAUCCCGGUUCUUGAUGCAGUUAUGGAUUUGCCUGAAAUCGAGGGGAAGUUGAUAUCAGUCGACACUUUUUACUUGGAAGUCGCAUUGGGAAGCGGCCAAACACAGCGCUAA